AUGACUAUGCCACUCUACUUGAAAAAUGAAAAGACCCAAUGGGUAGUCCAUGUGGAUGGUUCCGCCACCCAAAAUGGGUGUGGAGCCGGCAUCAUCUGCGAAUCACCAGAAGGGGAUGUCUAUGAAUAUGCAAUGUGUUUCAACUUUCAAGCGUCAAACAAUGAAGCUGAAUAUGAAGCCUUGAUAUGUGGAAUCCAAAUGAGCAAAGCAGCUGGAGCAAUAGAGGUCCUGAUCCUAUCUGACUCACAGCUAAUUGUCAGUCAAGUAAGGGGAGAAUAUGAAGCCAAGGACGACGCCAUGAUAAAUUACUUGGAAAAAGUCCGCCAAGAAGUACAGCAGCUGACUAGCUUUGAAAUACAACGUGUACCACGGUCCGAAAACAGCAAGGCAGACGCCUUAUCCAAGUUGGCCAGCUCAGCAUCUUGCGACACACCACGUCAUGUAUUUUGGGAGGUAAAACAGACCAAGAGCAUUGAUAUCUUGAGGAUGGCCAUCUCAGACCGGACGGCCACCUGGAUGGACGAUAUAGUCAAUUUCAAAAUGAAUGGGGUGCCCCCUGAGGAUUACAAAAGAAAUGUACCUGAGAAAGGGCAUGAAGUACUGGAAGAUCUCCAUCAGGGAUUAUGCAGCUCUCACAUAGGGGGGAGGGCCUUGGCAGAAAAAGCUCUAAGAACUGGAUAUUAUUGGCCCACUCUCAAAGAAGACGCCCUUGACUUGGUUAAGCGGUGUGAUAAAUGUCAACGGUUUGCUCAUCUAAUUCAACGAUCGGCUCAAAAGCUAACACCCAGCACCAGUCCUAUACCAUUUGCCAAAUGGGGGAUGGACCUAUUAGGCCCUUAUACGAUGGCCCCAAGAGGACUGCGCUAUAUGAUAGUUGCUGUCGACUAUUUCACCAAAUGGGUAGAAGCUGAAGCCAUGAAAAACACCAAGGCACAUGACGUGAGAGCCUUCAUCUGGAAAAACAUCAUUACAAGAUUCGGCGUGCCUCAGUCCAUUGUCUUUGAUAAUGGGCCACAAUUAAAGACACCCAAAUUGGAAAGCUGGUUGGCUGAUCACGGCGUCGCGGCAUGUUUUGCAUCAGUUGGCCGUCCUCAAGCAAACGGACAGAUUUCCUACCAGAAACCAGAGGGAACACGGCUCUACGCUAGCAACUAUACAAACUCCGGAUGA
Spinacia oleracea (spinach) is the source of this 1170-nucleotide messenger RNA. RefSeq lists its product as uncharacterized. Lineage: Eukaryota; Viridiplantae; Streptophyta; Magnoliopsida; Caryophyllales; Amaranthaceae. The record is from RefSeq and is a predicted model, not a curated record. Gene Ontology annotation, molecular function: nucleic acid binding; RNA-DNA hybrid ribonuclease activity. The transcript has 3 exons. Gene Ontology annotation, biological process: DNA integration. Bases 1 to 1170 code for a protein of 389 amino acids.